Messenger RNA from Phymastichus coffea, 1476 nucleotides. RefSeq lists its product as uncharacterized. Gene Ontology annotation, biological process: positive regulation of flagellated sperm motility. Gene Ontology annotation, cellular component: non-motile cilium; sperm midpiece. The coding region runs from base 1 to 1476 and encodes 491 amino acids. The transcript is spliced from 5 exons. Lineage: Eukaryota; Metazoa; Arthropoda; Insecta; Hymenoptera; Eulophidae. The record is from RefSeq and is a predicted model, not a curated record.
AUGGAAGAAAUGUACGAACAUGAAAGUUGGACGUCAUCUGAUUCCUACAGAGAUUUGUUGAUAUGUCCGAGUUUUCGGUCUUAUUCUUCGCUCGACCUACUUUCUUGUAAAAGUAAAGACGAAGAAGAAUGCCGAUUGGUUAACUUGAACAAUGUUAUAAAAAAGUUAUUUGACACAAUUGAUGAUCCAAUCAAAAAAGAAGACGUUCCUGUUAUUUGUUGCUUACUAGAAAAAUUUUUGAAAUAUAACGGUACCAGCGGUUUUUAUGCCAAACACCUACCGCAAAUCGGCGAGAUUCUAGAGUUCCUGUCAAUGCAAGCGAAGAAAGUCGAGCAGUACCUACAUUACCUGCAGCAACUGUUGGAACUCUGCUGCAAGCCAUUACUCGUACAAUGCAUGUCCGAACACUUCAGCAUCAAGCCGAAACUGCUACGUUACUCGAGUUUGCUAGGCUACUUGCUGGUACUGGCACCGACGAAGGCCAGCUUCGACACGGUGAAAAAAGCGAUCCAAGUGUUCUUGAGUGCUGGCAAGGACGAGGCCGAGAGGACGAGGGAAGACACGGUGAAGCCGGAUGUGCGCCACGAAGCCGUGGAACAAUCAAGGCUUCCGCUCACCCUCGCCGAGCUCACGGAAGUCGCGUCCACAGAGACUUAUCCAGCUGUUUUGCAAUUGAUUCUCGCAGUCGCAUCUGUCUCGCGGAUAUGCUGUCACAGGAUGCUGGAAGCCGGCGUCGAGAGUAGAAUUCUGAUGAGGCUACACCCGGCAUAUGAAUGUGGGUUUGAAUCCGCGCCGGUUACUGAUCAGACGAAUUUACUGCUUGAUAAGGAAGAUUACGUCAAGACUGCGGAGUACGCUACGAAAAUUCUCUGCCGGAUGGCGACCUCCAUUAUGAUUUCGGAUCAAUUGCCAAAGGAACAUGAGAUCGCUUCGCCGACCAAGCAGGCGAUGUGGAGCUUGCGAGCUGCAUUCAGGAGGGAAGCGCUGCGAGCCCGUGGAAGUUGGCGCAGCCGGAAGUUGCGUAACGAGCUCGCAAAUUUGAUUUUGACAGGCGUCACGCGCUCCACGGCUCAAUGGGAGCUGGUUGGCGCGGGAUUAAUCGACGACUUAGCCGGCUUUUUCGUUGCCACCGAGUUUGGGAUUAUCGACGCUUGGGCCGAGGUCGCUGAAGUCGAGGUGAAUAACACCACGGGGCUGGAAUUUAAGAAGACUUUGUUGACUAUUGUGGCCAGAGUUGUACAACUACUGCCCGAGUGCCAUACCGCCUUGAGAAACAAACAUUUGGUGUCCAGCCUUCUUCAGUUGGUCGAUCCUACGAGCGGUAAGUCGACAAGAAUGCUCUGGAAUUCGGAGCAACUCUGGCAUCUUUUCAAAUAUGCCUCGGACGCGCUGACUUACGUCGUUCCGAAAUUACCCGACGAAUUCAUCGAAGACGACGGCGCGCUGAGGUACUACGCAGUCAUUCAUACUCUAUAA